Molecule: messenger RNA, 708 nt
Organism: Capronia coronata CBS 617.96
Lineage: Eukaryota; Fungi; Ascomycota; Eurotiomycetes; Chaetothyriales; Herpotrichiellaceae
Exons: 1
Coding region: 1-708 (235 amino acids)
Biological process (GO): maturation of SSU-rRNA from tricistronic rRNA transcript (SSU-rRNA, 5.8S rRNA, LSU-rRNA)
Cellular component (GO): preribosome, small subunit precursor; nucleolus
Source: RefSeq, a predicted model, not a curated record
AUGACAGUGCGCCAAGAGAAAGAACGCGAACUAGCUGCGUUGCUCCUCGACCAACAAAAGGCUCAACUGGCGAAUGCCACCAGGAAGAAUCUGCAGCGGUAUCACUUCGUCCGCUUCGUCGAGCGUCAGAAAGCGGAGCGAACCCUCAAGAAACUGCUCAAACUGAAGGAGUCGAGUAAUCCUUCCGACAAUGAGGAGUCCCAGAAAAAGUUGGACAAGUCAAUACACGAAGCGGAGGUGGAUCUGAACUACACCAAGUAUGCCCCUCUCGGAGAGAAGUACAUCAGCCUAUUCGUGCAGGAAGAGGACGACAAGCAGAAACACAAGUCCCAAAUGAAGAAGAAGGCAUACGCCAUUCUGACGGAUGCCCAGAGGGAGGAGUUGCAGCUCAUAGAGGACGACCUGGCCAACAUUGUCAGGACGGCGGGAGGGACCAAGCCACCGAUGUGGUACGAAGUUGAGAAGUGUAUGAAAGAGGGGCAGGAAAAGCUGGAUGCGCUUCGAGAAGGAAGGCUCAGUGCAGGCAACAAAUUGGCUAAGGAGCUUGCCACUGUUGGAGGAAAAGAUCUGGCGGCAUUGCGAAGUUCGACCGCUCAGCCAGUCGAUUCAACACCAUCCUGGCUUGACGACGACGGUGUUAUCGAUCCGGCCGACCUGGACAGCGACGACGACGACGAGAUGGGCGAUGGUGGUUUCUUUGAACGAUGA